CCGCCUUUCCCCUCAGCGGCUGCGCGCCGCGGGCACCGGCCUCCGCUCGGCCGCCUCAGGCCGCCCUCUGUUCGCGGCGGCCUGCCGGUGCGACUGCAUGGCCGGGGACGCGCCGGGGCCGCCGGUGAAGGUGCUGGCCGCCCAGCUGCGGGGGGCGGUGCGGGGCGCCGGCGGGACGUGGCUGUUGGGCCGGGCGGAGGCGGGCCGGGCGCCGUUGCGCCUGCGGGCCGUGUGGAUGCAGGGCACCGUGCUGGAGGUGGAGCGCGGCGGCGCCCGCGGCGGCUCGGCCCGGCUGCAGGACGGCAGCGGCCCCUUCACCGUGCUGGGGGUGGAGGAGGUGCCCAAAGGGCGGCCCUGCCUCAGCGCAGGGAAGUAUGUAAUGGUGAUGGGUGUGGUGCGCUCCUGCAGUCCUGAGCCUAUUCUUCGAGCAAUAAAGAUGACAGAUCUUUCUGAAAAUCCCGUGCAUAAGAAUAUGUGGAGCCUUGAAGUGGAGGAUUUGCAGAGAGUCAUCCCCUAGAUACUUUUUCUUCUGCCUAAAAUAUCUGGAAGUGUACUUUUUUUUUUUUUUGCUGCUGCUGCUUCUUGGUGCAGAACACUGGGCCAUUCUGUGUAUUUGUGGUUUCAAACAACUACCAGUUAGUUUUGGAGUAAACUGAAGUGAGAAGUCAGGCUCCGAGUUAAGUGGAGGGAUCAGUGCAGAUAAUCACAAUGUUCAUCUCUUUCACAGUCUCUUUUUAUACCAACAGAUUUGAGAAACACUUGAUGCUUUCUGUGUAACAUGUCUAUGCUGUUAAGAAUACUACAUGUUUCUUCAUAUGUUGGUUGCUGUUGCUAGGAACAUGUGUUUAGAUAGUCAUUCCUAUAGUGGGGUAUUCUUGGCAGAAAGGGCUGCACAGAACUCGUGUUACCAGGGUGAACUCAAUAUGUGGAAUGAAGGCAAAAUGUGUUUCAGUCCAUUUAGACUGUGGUUGGAAAUAACAUCUUCGUCUGUGUUUUCUCUUUCAGUAAUAACCAUGUCAGUAAACUGCUUGUAAGAGAGAUGUCUCUUUCUAACUGUAAGCAGAGUCUUGUACUUCAAUAUCUCUCUGGUUUCUGUGUUUCUGAAAUACUGAAAGUGGUACAGUAGUAACCCAUGUAUUCCAAUGAAGUGAAAUUAACUGAAAAGAUGCGACACAGGAUUCCUUGGAAUAGGUUCUUCAGGUUCAAGAUGCAAAUCCCUUUACCACCUUAUGAAACAAGCUUGCUGUGCCCAAGUGCAUUUUUCUUUUUGAAGGUUUCCUUUCUUGUUCCAAUGUAUGCUAUUUUUAGUUGUUUAAAUAAUUUUAAAAUAUAUUUUAUUUUUAUCUUUCUUUCCUCCUCCUCUGAAAAAACCCAAUGAAAUCAAAUCAAAAAACCUCUAAAAAGCACAACUAUUACUAUUUAUUUCCCACCUUGUCUAAAGAGAAUUUGAGUCCUAAAGAAAGCAUUGCAUUAUCCAUGUAGUAUGGCUUUGUAGUUUGGGACUGUAUUGUCCAGCAAUACAUUUAUGUUAAUUAGGAAUGCAUAUAGGAAGGGAAGCUACUCUCUGAUUGUACUCUGUACAAUAUAAGACAAGAAUCGAGUGGUGGUAACUAAAUUUUAAAAUUGUGGGAUUAUGUUUUCAAAGCGUAUGGAAAUAAAAAACUGUCUUUUAAGUAGAUCUUUAAAUGAGAUCUUUACAGAUUAAGGACUGGAUUUCAGAGUGCAAUUCCAGCCUUGAGUUCAGUAUUCCAAAUCAGACCACAUCAGAGGGAGUCGUGUAAUGGAACUCCUGUGCUCUGAGACCCUGCUGAUGAAAUGCCAAAACACACGUAUGUACAGAAUUUUGGCAGUCUGAGUUUAUUUAUUAUUUUUAAUGCUGGGAAAAAGCCACUUGUGGAAUGCUGUAGCCUUUCAGAAAUGAUCCAUGUGGUCAGCAUAUUGGCUGGCAACUGUUUUUAUCUGGCAAUAUUUUUCCAUAUGAAUGCUUCUUAUGCCAGGAACCUGAAGCUCUUUCCAAAUAGGUUCAUCUUGCCAUGCUUUCUAACUAGGCAGUAAACCCCUGAAAAUAAAAGAGCUAAAAGGUCUGCUGCAUCCUUGCUAGUGUCAGUAAAUUUAUGGCAGAAUUAAAUAUGGCUUGUAGCCCCUGUUGUAUGUAGUUGAUGGGUGCACAGUGUAGUUGCUAGCAGGAGUGAAGCUACCAUUAAUCCAUCUGGCAGUGAUGUGUAUUCACUGAACACAUCUGAAAAGUGGUAUUUGGAUUGGACUGGAUUUACAUAGGGCUGGAUUGGAUUUGUAGAGGAUUUCUUUGCAUCUCACCACCAUCUCCCAUCCAGAGGUUCAUGAGUUGAAGCAUCAGGGGUUUCUUUGCUCACUUGUAUGUAGUCAAUUCCAAGCAUAGUAAGAUCUAGAUCUCUUCAUUGCUUGAUUUAGGGUGUUUCAGUAUUUGUCUGGCUCUGUACUGUACACUUGACCUCACUAAAAACCCAGACGUAAACUCUGGUUCCACCCCCCUAACAAGUUUCACAUAUUUGAUUAGUACAAAGCUGUAAAUAUUGCUUGGCAGUUGAUUGGAAGGAGGAGAUCUGCUGCUGAACUGAAGUAGUGCUUCAGAAACGCCUGCGAUUACAUUAGUAAAACAGUAACUGUUAAUGGUUUUAAAGCCAAACUGGAUGCUUUUAUGACAGUUCACAUUAAAAAGUGCUUUCCUAGGAAUUCAAAGCAAGAGACGCUUUUAGCAAAGUUGAAUGUCAAGCUUCUAAAUGAAAGACUCCCAGUGAUUGCUUUGACUUGGAGUUUAGGUGUGCUUUACCUAAUGAGUGGCUGAUGCUGCUUAUGGCUAUUGGUGGCUUCUGUACCAUGUAGGUUUAAGGGUUGGGCUGAAGUGCCUCACCUCUGGGUUUCCACAGUUUGGCACUGUAGGGCUCUACCAGGGUAGUGGGAAUUCUCACUUUUCCACAUCUUAACUCGUGUCUCAAGUUCCACAGUAGAACAUCUGUUUAUCUGUGAUUUUUGUUGCUGUUGUACAGCAGAGCAUGCAACUGAGAAGUUAGUUACAGGGUGAGGGGCUUCUCUAGCCCUGUCUUGUGGAGGGGGCGGUCAAAGCUGGGAUCUUUUUCUAAGACCGCUUGGUAUUUGGACCUUGAAGAGGGCAGGAGAAUGGUUGUAGAUUGCAGGAGGGCUUCUGCGUGUUCUGUGUUAGCUCUAUCAUAACUGGAACAAAUCUGGAUUUAUCUCAGAGCACAUACCAGUAUCUGGGGAACUCAACUGGCAGAACCAUGAGGCUUUGUGUAUUUUAAACUUUAUAAACCUGUGAUAGAUCCUCAAACCCUCAACUUUGCUGCUAAGUUUUGGGGCAUAAGUUUGUGUGGUAUGCAUAAAUGUCUGUGAACUUUGUGGUAUGCAUAAAUGUCUGUGAACUUUGUGGUAUGCAUAAAUGUCUGUGAACUUUGUAGAUCUGGAGUUUCUGUAUAUGACCUAUAUAAAGGACACGUUGAAGAUGA
Aquila chrysaetos chrysaetos is the source of this 3500-nucleotide messenger RNA. It is a transcript of the gene RMI2, whose product is annotated as RecQ mediated genome instability 2. The transcript is spliced from 2 exons. Gene Ontology annotation, biological process: DNA repair; maintenance of rDNA; negative regulation of double-strand break repair via homologous recombination. Bases 98 to 517 code for a protein of 139 amino acids. Gene Ontology annotation, cellular component: nuclear speck; cytosol. Lineage: Eukaryota; Metazoa; Chordata; Aves; Accipitriformes; Accipitridae. The record is from RefSeq and is a predicted model, not a curated record.